Ambispora gerdemannii is the source of this 4077-nucleotide messenger RNA. Lineage: Eukaryota; Fungi; Glomeromycota; Glomeromycetes; Archaeosporales; Ambisporaceae. The record is from the annotation of a GenBank genome assembly.
AUGAACUUGGAUGAACCACGAGAGUUUCGCGAAGAGCUCUUAGAAUGUGCAAAACUAAUCAAAUUACCAAAAGAAGAUUACACCCAAGAACUAUUCAAACAAAUCGGACUCGAGCCGUUUACUAUAUCAAACAACAAUGUCAAAGAAACGAUUAUUAGCGAAUCCAAGAAUCGCAUAGAACAUCAUAUUGGCAAAUGGAUAGUGGAAGAUCAAAAUGCGAUAACGCUAUUGAAGGAAGUGAUUAAAGGAGUUCAAGUGUCAGAAAUUGAGUCGGGCGAAACAGCUUGUGAAUCAAAAGAAACGAUCAACGAUUAUUAUUUAGAACAGCCGUUGUUUCCAAGGCAUGUUGAAGAAAUAAAACCGUUGCAAAAAUAUCCUGUGCUUAGCUUAAUGCAGUUAUCCAAGCGAUUGCCUAAAUUUGAAGUCAUCGAGAGUGAAGAACUAGUGACAAUGGAACAAGGAACAAUGCUCAUCGAGGAUUUAUGUAAUCUAAAUCCGAACAUUACAAAAGAAGAAAUUGAAUACAUCACCUCUAUCUUACACGAACAACAAAAACUUCUUCAUCAGCAACAAACUAACUUUCAUGAACUCUGUUCGUUUGACGCUCUGUUGGAUGAUUUAUAUCUCGAGGAAUCUUUAAUACCUGUAAAAGAUUAUCGUAUAAUAAAUCAACGAUUCCCGAAAUCUUUCAGUGAGAUUAUUAUGCCGUUAGUGGAUAAAGAGUUCAAGGAAGCGUCUUCAACAUCCACAUCGAACGAGAACACUAAUGAUCAAUUGGUGCCCGAAGAGAAAGGAAUUAAAGUUCCAUUAGAAUGGGUGAACGAAUGGGAGGGAAUUAGUGAUCAUCCACUCGAUUCAGAAGAAACAGUUUCUGCAAGUUUUAGCGAAGUGCCAGUUGAAUUGGACGCAACAACUUGGAAUGAUAUGCAAUUAGAGCUUGCUUUAAUUCCAGCAAAAAAAGAUCCAAUAGAAGCAAACAAUCGGAAAAGACAACUCAAAAAAUCAAAAACUGUAAAAGAUGAAGAUUCAGAUAAAGCAUCAAUUGAUGAUUUGGCAAUGAUGAAUUCCUUGGCCAAAACAAUCCAAGCUGUUGUUCCUUUUGAAAAAGAUAUGUUAAAAGUUUCACCACUUGAUCAAGAAACUGAAUCUCUCAUUAAUGACAUGGAAAAAUUGUUUGCGGCAAAAAUUAAAGGUAACGAAUGGAAGACGCUGAUCUUGGAACAAUCAAUGGAUGAAGUUGGUGGAUUGAAAUUCGAAGUACCAGAAUUACCGCACCCAUCAAUAAUCGCCAAACUCAAAAGUUCAUUAAAAUGCCCGUUCAUUCCGUCGCGUUUAUCGGAUCUAGUCGCUCGUCGUAGCAGAAACUUGUACCCUGACUUGCAACAAUACUUAGUUGCUUUCACUGGCAUAAAAACAUUUGAACUUGAAUUACAUUGGAAUCCAAUAAAGAAUCUCACUAUCUUGUCCAUUGAAAAGACAGCUAACGUCGAAUGGCUUACUGAUGAUGCGGCUGAAGGAGCAAUGAAAAAAGAGUGUUGGUGCGAUGUCAUAGUCAAACUUAUGGAUAAUUUAAAUUUUAUGAUUGAUCAAAUUGAAGAUGAUGAAAAAAUAAUUGCGAGAAAGUGUGAAGUAAUGCUGCAACAUACUAAAAAACUGACACUGUCACAUUCCGGGAAAAAUAGCAGAACAAAUGAAUUAAAGGAACGAAUAAGCUCUCAAAAUGCGAUAAUGGAAUUGAAUCCUGAAAGUAGCUCAUGUAUUGAACCUACAAACAUUAUAUCUGAGCGAAAAAACAAGGUCACCAAAUGGCUAGAAAGCAUUGAUCAUCAACAAGAUGAAUAUUUCUCAAACUCUACCGCUAUUAUAAAAAAAGAAACAGAAAGAAAUUCAGAAAUUAGUUUUGAUGAGUUUUCGUUCAAUUCUGCAGAUGCAGAAAAAAGAAAAUUAUCACUUUUCAAUAAUCUCGAUUCUUCAAAUAUGAAUACUGAAAAGUUUUCGGCAGCUAGAGCGAUUGACAGAUUCUUAACGUUGAGAGAUAAACCGAUAAAUAAUAAGGGUAAAGAGCAUAUUUCGCAUAAACAAAAGAGUAUUAUUUCGAGGACGCCUUCAAAUCAAGUAUUCUCUCCAAAUUUGCAUCGAGCUGCAUUUCCCAGUCCAAUCUAUCUUAAUCCAAUAUACCAGCAAAAACAAGAGUCGACACCCCAAUCUGAGAACAUUUACACUCAUUUGCCCAUACCAAUCACCACUCAUACAUAUAUAAUAUCAUCUCGACUCUUGCAAAACCGUGCUUUUGUGACGGCAUUAAGAAGUGAAGAUUGCAAGGUCGAAUUGAUUGAGCGUGAUUUUGAAUAUUUGAGGACAACGUUACCAGAUAACGUAUCCACUACUCAACAUGUCGAUGCCGACUUGAUUCUAGAUGAAGAAUCAGCGCUGAUUUUUCUUUCACUCUUACAACUUUCUCAACAAAACUCUGCAUCGAAUAAAAAGUCAAGCACAGAAGCGGCUCUUUCGAUUCUCCACUUACAUAAAAAAUACGCAAACUUGUAUCUGGUUCUCGAGACAUACGCGUGGAAUCAAAAAUCCAAUGAUUCAAUUAAAUCCUCUCUUAUACCAUAUCCUUUUACCUCGCCCAAUCAAAAAGCACUAAAUGAACUUUUAGUGAUUCUGGAAAGUUGCGAGUGCAACGUCGAAAUAUUUUUCUCGUCAAGAGAAGAGAUCUCGGCGAGAUAUGCGAGAAUGAUUGGAGAUUGUUGUGCUGAAAAGUGUAAUAGUGAUGAUGGAGGUGAAGGAGAACGACAAACAAAUUAUCCCGCGAAAGGUUGGAAAUCUAGGCGACAGUGGGAGUCGAGACAAUGGAUGGCAACUGAAGAAAGUCUUCAUGAACGGUUUUUGACAAGUUUUAGUCCACUAAUUAAUGCGUUUGCAGCACAAAUUAUUCUGACGGCGACCACACUUUCAGAAUUUCUUCGAAUGACGCAUAAAGAGCGCAUUGAUUUGUUUAGUGGUUGGAUUGAUGAGACACGUCUGGCGAAAUUCGACGAAACCAUAAAUGGCAUUCUUUGUCCUGAAGAGAAAAAUUCUUCUAAAGAAAAAGAAGUCGACAACAACAGAAAUAUCGAAAAUAACAGUAAUCAUAAAAAAAGAAACAUGAGCGAUAUCAAUAAUAAUAUCAAUGGUUCGAAACAAGAAAAUACUAAAUUUAAUUUAAAUCAUUUCAUUAACAACAAAAUGCUGAAUCACAAAUUUCAAUAUGAGCAACGGGAAAUAAAUAGCACCAGUUCUGGGAUAUUUCAUGCUGUUGGUGACGAGGGAAUUGAACCAAAUUUAUAUGAAGAAAUCUUAAACACGGUAUCUUCAAUAAUAUUCAGUUCAAUACUUCAAGGAGAACUUCCAGGAUCUUCAAAAAAGAAUAAAGAAUAUUAUGUACUGCUUGGAUUUUUUCAUGAACAUGGAAUUGGAACGAGAAUUGACCCUACUGCGGCAUUUCAAUUUUACAAGAUAGGAGCACUGGCAGGUGAUGCGAAUGCCCAAAGACUUUACGGACACUUGGAUCCCGAGAUGGCUUUUCGCUGGUACGAAGAAGCAUCGAUAAGUGGAAACGUCGCUGCACAAUAUCUGCUUGGAUUCUGUUAUAUGCUUGGCAUCGGUACCGACUAUAAUCUAGAACUUGCAUUUAAAUGGUUCAAGACAUCAGCCGAGAAAGGCGACGAAGAUGGACAGUUUGAAUUAGCGCAAUGUUAUCGAUUUGGUGAUGGUGUGUCUUGUGAUCACAAAUUGUCAUAUUUUUGGUAUAAACGGGCAGCUGACGCUGGACAUGCCGAUGCGCUGAUUGAAUUGGCUAGAUGCUAUUCCGAGGGACGUGGAAUACGACAAAAUCAUCGAAAAGGUUUUCUUGCUUGGAGAAUUUCGGCGUAUUCUAAAAAGAUAGUCGCGUAUCCUUGGUUGGCGUCAGCAUAUGAAGUUGGUUGGGGAACGAUGAAGGAUAAGCAUGAAGCUGUAAGGUGGUAUAUAAAGUCUAUGAAAUACAGUAAGUUUGGUGGAAGAAGUUCUUUAGAUAAUUGUUUGAGAGAAAAAUAA